Molecule: messenger RNA, 390 nt
Organism: Candidula unifasciata
Lineage: Eukaryota; Metazoa; Mollusca; Gastropoda; Stylommatophora; Geomitridae
Source: the annotation of a GenBank genome assembly
AUGCAGCAGGGAGACAAACAGCAGGGAGACAAACAGCAGCGAGACAAACAGCAGCGAGAUAAACAGCAGGGAGACAAACAGCAGGGAGACAAACAGCAGGGAGACAAACAGCAGCGAGACAAACAUAAGGGAGACAAACAGCAGGGAGACAAACAGCAGGGAGACAAACAGCAGGGAGACAAACAGCAGGGAGACAAACAGCAGGGUGACAAACAGCAGGGAGACAAACAGCAGCGAGACAAACAGCAGGGAGACAAACAGCAGGGAGACAAACAGCAGGGAGACAAACAGCAGGGAGACAAACAGCAGCGAGACAAACAGCAGGGAGACAAACAGCAGGGAGACAAACAGCAGGGAGACAAACAGCAGGGGAACGGCUAUUUUGUUUAA